Parasteatoda tepidariorum (common house spider) is the source of this 4055-nucleotide messenger RNA. The record is from RefSeq and is a predicted model, not a curated record. NCBI's taxonomy places the organism in Eukaryota, Metazoa, Arthropoda, Arachnida, Araneae, Theridiidae.
AUGAAACCCACUCAUAUUGUUCGCAACCGUGCUCUUUCUUAUGCUGGUGGUAAACAAAAACACGCAUGUUGAAAUUUGUUAAUAAAGAUGUACUAAUCCAAGUUGUUUCAGUAUUUUAUUGUUAGUUUGAUUAAUCGCCUUGCCAAAAUUCAGGUAUGAAGAAUAAAAAAGGAAAUCGAAGAGCCUCUAAAGGUAAAGGGAAGGUAUUAAAAAAAGGACAAAGCUCCAGUUCUAAUCCGGAAUGCACAAAACAUCGUUCUGCAGCAAAAAAGCGGGCCUUCUUUGGAAAUCCUGGAAAUAGUAAUCUCACUGUUGCUCAAUUGCAGCAACACGAUAAACUAACAACUGAUGAUAUUUUAGAAGAUGAUGCGAUGAGCAUAGGUGUCGGAACAGCUCUAACAGGAUUCACAAAUUGUACACUUCCAACAUUCAGCAGAUUGUUAAAAAAUUGGAACAGUAAUUCUUUUCUCCAUAAAGAAAUGCUUGCGCUUCUUGAAGCCACGGCUGAAGUUAUAAAGGGUGAAGGAGAAGAAGAAUCAGAAGCAAAAUAUUUUUCAGCCUUAGUUGUUUUGCUUGAUGAUGUUACAACAGAUGAAACUUUAACUGCAAUAAUUUGCUUGCUGUCAAUGGUUGUAAGAAAAAUGAACAACUCAACUUUACUAAAGCUUCAAGAAUUAAAUGUUCAUGAAACAUUUACAAAACUGUUAAUCAAGUACAUGAAUUCAGACCACUGUGCUUUAUUGAGAAAUUUAUUGAGCAUAAUGUAUGGCUUUUUGAAAACAAGAACUGUAUGGCCUGAAAAAUGUGAAGAGGUUAGAGUUAUUCUUGAGUUUGUUACUCAUCAUAAACCUAAGGUUCGAAAAGUGUCCCAUUCUAUUAUUCGCAAACUUUUAGAUCAUUGUGUUCCAGAAUCUGCUUCUAUUCAUCCUCUUGCACCAACCAUUGCUGAUUUCUGCAUUAAAAAGCUAGAAAGCAAUUCUCCAAAUUCAAAGGAAACUUUUUAUAUUCUUGCUGUCUUACAUGGAAUUCUUGGAUUGUUUUCAAAACCAGAUAUAAAAAAAACAUGUGAAACCAUAAUCAAAGUUAUGACUCUUAGCAAUGCUAUGGUAACGUCAUGUUGUCUCAAAGCUUUACAAGGACUUUUUAAAUCUUCAGAAUAUACCUCUGAAUUAAACGAGAAGAAAAUUAAAUCCUCAGAAAAUAUCUCUGCUGAAUUAAAUGCAAAGAUCAUUAGUGCUAUGUAUCCAUAUCAACCGAAUGUCAAAGAAACUCAGAGUUUGAUAGAAUGGCUUAUGUUGAUGAAAUCUGCCUUUAUCAAUCUUUAUAAGCUUGAUGCAAGGCUCUGCAUCGGACAUUUUCCUAACUUUUUUGCUACUGCUGUUAAAUGUUGGCUCAGUGACAGAGAAGAUACAAUGCAAGCUGUUGCUGUAACUCUAUAUGAUUUAUUACAUGAGUGCAUUGUUACAAGUCAUGAAGUAUUUCAAAAUUUUCUGUUUGAUGAUCCGGUGAAUAAUCCCAUGCACAAAAUGUUUAGCCAUGUAGAACAAGCUCUUAGUUAUCAAUAUCAUAAAGCUUGGAAAUAUGUUAUUAUUGUGCUUGCAGGAUUUUUUGAGACCAUGGGGAAACAUUGUCAUACAGCUAUGAUGAAAUGUCUUCAGUCACUUGCUGAUCUACAUGACAGUUUUAAAUUCCCACAUGUGAGUGAUGUUGAGAAAGCUCUUGGCAUAGCUAUUGAAUACAUGGGACCAAGAGUUGUAUUGACUGCCAUACCAUUGCAGAUUAGUGAAGAAAAACCUGAUUUUCCUCGAAGUUGGCUGUUACCUCUUCUAAGAGAUCACAUAAAAAAAACAGAACUGGGCUUCUUCAGUAAAUAUUUCUUGCCUUUAGCUAAGAAAAUAAAAAAUAGAGCCUUGGUUUUGAAACAAGAAGAAAGGAUUGUAGAGAGCAAAUUAUUUGAAGUUAUAUAUUCUCAAAUUUGGUCAUUAUUACCUGGAUUUUGUACAGAGCCUACUGAUUUUGAAAUGAGCUUUACGACUGAUGGAACAAGUGGUAAAGGUUUACCUCCAAUGCUUGCGGAUGUUUUGAAGACAGACCCGCCAUUACGCUUGACAAUACUAAGUGCCCUCAGGUUGCUGAUAACAAAAAAUGCAAAUAAUGAAAGACAAAUUGAAACCAUGGUCAAGUAUUCAAGUAAUUAUCUACCAGUACUUUUUAACCUUUACUCACCCGAUUCUAAGGACCAAGUAGAAGACAAUGUUCGCCUUGCCACUUAUGAAACAAUUAAGAUUUAUCUUCAGAUCGCUAAAAAAGAGGCUUGCAUUUCAUUUUUUACUAAAGCAUUGGAAAAACUGUCUACAAUUAACGAUGAUGUUUUCAAGCAGACCACUUUAAUUGAUAUUACUAAGGCUCUUCUUCCUUAUAUUGACGAAACUCUCAUAGAAAAAUUGUAUGAAUUCUGUAAACCAUUAUUAAAGCAUUCAAAUCAUACUGUACAAAAGAAGGCAUUUGGAGUUAUAAAAGAAAUUUGUAGCUGCAACUCUGAACCCUGCUUAAAUUUUAUGAAGGCUUCUAGAGAUGACCUACGUUUAGUCCUAAGUGAACCUAUUACAACUUUGCCACCAGCAACAAAAGCUUUACGUUUAAUUUGUCUUCAAUGCAUGGUUUCACAAUUUACUAUAAUCGAAGUGGAGUGUAUCAAAGAAAUAAUUCCUGAGGCUGUUUUAUCUACAAAAGUAAAAUCUCAAAAAGCAAGAAUUGCAGCAUAUAGCUUGUUAGUUGCAAUUGGUCAUUACUUUAAAAAAAUAAAUCCUGAUGAUAUGAAAGAGGGUUUAAAACAAUAUUUGGCUCUUCUUCUGGCUGGCUUAAGAGGAGAUCCUCAUAUGAUGAGUGCCACAAUACUUUCUAUUGGCAAUAUCAUUUAUGAAUUUAUGGCUGAUAUGGAGUUAAAUUUGGUCCACCUUUUGAUUGAAAAUUUGUGUGAGUUGCUUAAAAUAUCAUGUCGUGAAGUGUUAGAUUCUGUAUUAUCUGUCUUAAAAAUCAUAGUUAGUAAAGUGGAUACAAUGAUAUUAGCACAACAUGUGGAAAUUUUGGUGAAAGGUUUGACUAAUAUUGCUGAUGAUCAACAAAGACACUUCAGGUUUACAGCUAAAGAAUUACUUACAAGAUUUGUUCGAAAAUUUGGAUAUGAAAUGAUAUUUAAAUUGGCUUCUGAAAAAUCCCAGAAACAGUUAAGAAACAUUAGAAAAUUAGAAGUUCGCAGACAGCGCAACAAAGCUUUGAAAGGGGCAGGAGCAGAAUCUGAUGAGGAAAUGUUUGAUCAGAAUACAAAAGAUUUUGAUGCAAUAUUAGAGGACUCUGAUGAUGAAAUUGAAGAUUAUAAUUUGAUGCCAAAAGUGAAAGAGCCCAAAAGAAAAAAGAACAAAGGAACUUAUCUGGAAGAGCGAGAUGAAGAUGAUAUUGUUGAUUUUAUGGAUCCAACUGCUAGUCAAAAACUCACUUCAAAGCCUAUCAAAGAAGAUGCUUCUUCUAAAAAAAUAAAGACAUCUUUCCCUAUUGCUGAUGAUGGCAGACUUAUUAUAGAAGAUGUGGAUAGAAAAUCAAAAACUCUUACAGAAGAGAAAAAAGAAAAAGAUGCUCCAUCAUUUGAAAAAUUAGUUAAGAAUAGUAAAAGAAAAUUUGAAGAUAGUGAUGAUGAACAGGAUUUGUCUAAAUCUAAAACAGAAGGAGUGAAAAGAGGAAUUCAUCGUACACUUGAACCAAAAUCUAAAAAGAAACGUUUUGGUGAGGAAUUUAAAGCAAAAAAAGCUGGUGGCGAUGUUAAAAAAGGUAAACUGGAACCUUAUGCAUAUGUUCCGUUCAACAGGCAAGCUUUAAAUAAGAGGAAAAAAGUAAAACUAAAAGGACAAUAUCAGAGCAUUGUAAAAGGUGCCAAGAAAGGAGCUGUUAUUGGUCUAAAGAGAAAAGCCAGAGUAUCUAAGAAGAAGAAGAAUUGAUUUUGUUAAUUAAUCAUGUGUAUAUAACUUUUGUUGAGUUAAUAAAUUAUUGUGGAUAGUUAA